Thamnophis sirtalis is the source of this 1282-nucleotide messenger RNA. Lineage: Eukaryota; Metazoa; Chordata; Lepidosauria; Squamata; Natricidae. The record is from RefSeq and is a predicted model, not a curated record.
AUGACUCUGAUCCUCCUCUGUCCCGUUUCAGAAGAGCCCUGGCCGCUCCCUCCGUACCUCUGCCCCGCCUGGCUGUUCCUGGACGUCCUCUUUUCCACGGCCUCCAUCAUGCACCUCUGCGCCAUCUCCCUGGACCGCUACGUCGCCAUCAAAAAGCCCAUCCAGGCCAGCCAGUACAACUCGCGGGCAACCACCCUGAUCAAAAUAGCCGUGGUGUGGCUCAUCUCCAUAGGCAUCGCGAUUCCAAUCCCGAUUCGCGGGAUAGAAGACAAUGGUGCCAACUUUCGGAACUUCACCUGCGUGCUGAAGCCCAACCGUUUCGGCGACUUCAUCCUGUACGGCUCGAUAGCCGCCUUCUUCGUCCCGCUGGCCAUUAUGGUGGUGAGUUACUUCCUGACCAUCCGGGUCCUGCACCGGAAGGCUCACUUGGUCAACAAGCAGCCUCAACGCCUGACUUGGAACACCAUCUCCACCGUUUUCCAGCGGGAGAUGACAGACGGAUCCUCGCCGGAAAAAAUGGCCAUGCUGGAGGGUUCCCACAAGGACAGAACUCUGCCGAACGGGAACGGAGAGAUGCUGAUACGCAGGAUGUCCACAGUCGGGAAAAAGUCAGUGCAGUCUAUCACCAACGAACAGCGGGCUUCCAAGGUGCUGGGGAUUGUGUUCUUCCUUUUUCUGGUGAUGUGGUGCCCUUUUUUCAUCACCAACAUCACCUCCGUCCUGUGCAAAUCCUGCAGUGAGGAGUUCAUCCAGAUGCUGAUGGAGAUCUUCGUCUGGAUCGGCUACGUCUCCUCGGGGGUGAAUCCGCUGGUCUACACCCUUUUCAAUAAGACCUUCCGGGAAGCCUUCGGCAGGUACAUCACCUGCAAUUACCAGACUACGGUGUCUGGCACGGCCUCCCGGAGACCCUCUGCCAGGCUCUCGUUCCGAAACUCGGUGACCGAGAACUCCAAGCUUUUUAUGAUGCACCAUGGAAGGCGGAACGGGAUCAAUCCGGUCGGCUACCCAAACCACCGGCUUUGCAGCUCGCCCAUCCAGUCGGCGUCGGCCGUUCUGCUGGACACGUUGCUCCUCACUGAGCACGAAGCGGACAAAACAGAAGAACAAGCCAGCUACGUGUAGCCCGGCGGUGGGAAAUGCACCCUGUGCGCGCGCACGCAAAGCCCAUCGGGAAACGGCAGUAUGUGUAUAUAUAUGGUUUUCAUCCAUUAUUUAUAUGAUCCCUAACUGCAGUUUUAAGAACUGGUCUCCUCCUGCCCCAAGACCGCCUCCGUUUACUCCA